Molecule: messenger RNA, 1017 nt
Organism: Brenthis ino (lesser marbled fritillary)
Lineage: Eukaryota; Metazoa; Arthropoda; Insecta; Lepidoptera; Nymphalidae
Source: the annotation of a GenBank genome assembly
AUGCAUGAAUUAAAUAAUCUGUCACCGUUGACAGUUCUUUUAAGUCCAAUUGUCUCCCAGUGGCGUUACACGCGUUUAGUCGUUACUCAAAUAAACGCAACGAUGUCGGGAGGAUUAGAUAUUUUGGCCCUCAACGAGGAAGAUGUUACCAAAAUGUUGGCGGCAACAACCCAUCUUGGGUCCGAGAAUGUAAACUUUCAGAUGGAAACCUAUGUAUACAAGCGUCGUGCUGAUGGUACCCACGUAAUUAACCUCCGCCGCACUUGGGAAAAACUUGUGUUGGCAGCGCGUGCUGUUGUGGCUAUUGAAAACCCAGCUGAUAUAUUCGUCAUCUCUUCGAGACCUUUCGGUCAACGUGCUGUUCUGAAGUUCGCUGCACAUACUGGAGCCACUCCUAUUGCUGGGAGAUUCACUCCUGGUGCCUUCACUAACCAGAUUCAAGCUGCAUUCAGAGAACCACGUCUUUUGAUUGUAUUAGAUCCUGCUCAAGAUCACCAGCCCAUUACUGAAGCUUCAUAUGUCAACAUUCCAGUUAUUGCUUUUUGCAACACUGACUCUCCCCUCAGAUUUGUUGAUAUUGCCAUUCCAUGCAAUACUAAGUCAUCCCACUCCAUUGGUCUUAUGUGGUGGCUCCUAGCUCGUGAAGUGCUGCGCCUGAGGGGCGCCCUUCCCCGUGAUCAGCGCUGGGAUGUUGUUGUUGACUUGUUCUUCUACAGAGACCCUGAAGAAAGUGAGAAGGAUGAACAACAAGCUAAGGAACAGGCUGUUGUUGCUGCCAAACCUGAGGUACCAGCUCCACCUGUACAUGAGGAUUGGAAUGAGCCUGCUGAGCCUGUUGCAUCGUGGACUGAAGAAGCUGCACCACCACCAGCAGCCCCUGCUGCAUUUGGUGCUGCACCUCCUGCCCAAGAAGAUUGGGCUGCUCAGGUUCAAGAAGAGUGGGGUACAGCUGCCCCAGCCCCUGCUCCAGCAGCAGCCCCGUCGUGGGGAGGUUCUGCCCAGGAUUGGAGUGCUGCG